AUGGAGGAAAGCACGUUCCAGGGGUCGUCCAUGACUAUUCCUGGUCACGUCGGAGCUCCGCUGCCAUGUAACAUCAUCAAACUGGUGGACGUUCCUGAUAAGAACUACUUUGCCUCUAAGGGAGAGGGAGAGGUUUGUGUAAAGGGACCAAACGUGUUUAAGGGCUACCUCAAAGACCCAGAGAGGUCGGCCGAGACGCUAGACACAGACGGCUGGCUCCACACCGGAGACAUCGGCAAAUGGUUACCUAACGGCACGCUGAAGAUCAUCGACAGGAAGAAGCAUAUCUUCAAGUUGGCGCAAGGCGAGUACAUCUCCCCGGAGAAGAUCGAGAACAUCUACAUUAGGGGUGAACCUGUGGCGCAGCUGUAUGUUCAUGGAGACAGUCUGCAGUCCUGUUUGGUGGGGAUUGUGGUUCCUGACCCUGAAGUAAUGCCUGGGUGGGCCAAGAAGAAAGGCAUGCUGGGUACCUACAAAGACCUCUGUAAAAACACGGAGCUAAAGAAGGCAAUCCUUGAAGAUUUAGUGCGUUUGGGCAAAGCCAGCGGCCUCCACUCGUUUGAGCAGGUGAAGAACAUCUACAUCCACAACCAGAUGUUCUCCAUCGAGAACGGCCUCCUGACUCCGACGCUCAAGGCCAAGAGAUCCGAGCUGAAGGAGUUCUUCAAGGGGAAGAUCGACCAGCUCUACAACAGCAUCUCCAUGUGAAGGACUGUGGAGACCACGUUUUUUCCCUCGAGCAUCUUAACACUAAGAUCUGCUUUGACCGUCGACGUGCCAGCGGUCAGAGAUGCUUCACCUUGGGUUUAACCUGCUUCGGGAAAGCAAGUGAAACGUGGCUCUGCUUUGUAAGAUUUAACAGCAGCUAAAUAAAAACAAAUCAAACAAAGAAAUAAAGUGAAAGGUAGUGCACAACGUUGUGUGCAUGUCCUUGUUAUGUAUAUGCAUUUACUGUGUCAUAAUUAAAUGGAACGACAGGUUUUUAAAAAAGACAGUUAUUUAGCUUUUAGAAUCAAUAAUGGAAUUUAUUGCUUUUCAUUAUGACAUGAAUUUUUGAAGUCAAAUUUAAAAACAGAACAAAAACCCUGAUGGGCUGAAUGUGAGACCACAGUAUGGACACAUGUUGCAGUGUAUCUUGUUACGACUUUUGUUCUACCAACAGAAAAGGAAAUUACUGUACUUUAGAAAUUUAUAGUGAGCGACCUUUCGUACCAUGAAGAUAUUCUAUCUUCUGUCGAUGUAGUAAUUAUAUAUACUGCAAGAUUCAUCCAUCCUUGAGUCUCAUGCCAGCAAUAAUUGGCUUAUUGUCCCUGUGCUGACCUGUGAUUGAGGAUUUUGGCACAAACAGAGUAAUGACAGUGCUUUGUUUGCACUGUUGUGUAAUACACCUCUUAACUUAGCUUCCUGUGUAUUUGUUUUUAAUGCGGCCUGGAAAAUUGAUGUCACGUAAUGAAUUGUGUUAUUGUCCAUUAAAUAUAAAGUUCUCAAUUUCGUUAUGACACAGUGUAAACACCGAACACACAUAUAUAAAUGUGUAUCGUUUUUCUUCGUUUGACUUGUUCUAAUUUUUGCCACGAUUGAAUCUUCCAUACACCGCUACCUGCGAUCCACCCCAACAAACCAUCAAAUGCUCCGUCCCCAGCAGCACACACUCAUCAGCACUUUUACGUUGAGAAGUCCAACUCCUGUUUCCGGCUAACUCUGCUCCUCCAUCAGUUUCAACCCACCAGCCUGAACAGUCAACCAAAAUCCACUGCUGGGCUUUGACAGCUGUGUCCAGUGUAGCCAGAGGAGAGGUGUAGAUGUGAGGGAAUACUGACACCCUGUGCAACCGGGGUGAACUGCAUCCCCAGUGGGGAACAGUUCACCUGAUCAGCUUAAGCAACAUCUGAAGUUAUAUUGAACCCCCUCCGAUUGUUGCACAAUUAGACCAAAAUCCACCUGUUCGAGAGCAGGAUUACGAUUGUAAGGAAUCACUGUUGUCGACACUGUUCCACUGUGGAGCAUCACAGUUUGUGUCGUGUCUCCACUCGUCUGUCAUCCGCAGUUUGGCAUGCAUGCUCCUCGUUUAUAUGAAGGACUUGCCCCACUGUAACGACCAUCAAAGUUCACGCUGCACACUCGACACAUUCGAAUCUUUCAGUUUUUGUCCCGUCCAUCUUUUGCACAGAGAGUAUGAAUGACAGGUAAAAGGAAAACAAACAAAAAAACAGAACACGAUGCAAAAAGCAGAGCUCGGGGCAAUGCACGCAGUUUGCCCUGCAGUGCUGGGACCGAUAGCAUUUGACUUGAAAAAUGGGCAACUUAUUCUUUGUGGCCAUUAAUAGCAGGUUUGUAUACAGCUGCCCCACAGCCACCGCUGCUAGUGCAAGGCUUUGUAACGUAGGCAAAGCCGAUGAAUUCCACUCACCGAAAGCGAACAGAACAUACAUUAACUUUUAAAACAAGUAAAGAAAUGAUUUUUCUCUGAAGGGGUUUACACAUAGAAAUAAUGUAUAGGCUUUUUAAGUUGAUUACCGUCCCAAAGCAUAAACAAUGUGGAUGUACAUAAAUGAGGACAGCUAGAUGUAAGCAUAUUUAUUAAAUCAAUGGUUUGAAUGGAUUUUUUUUUUCUCUUUUUGCGUGUAACGAGAUGAAUUGUAAUUAUUUAUUUAUCUAUUCUGCUGUAAAAUGGAAUCAGCACCAUAUCCUUGUAAUGAUUGAGUGCAGCAAUAGGGAUGAGGGAGGGCGGGGACUAGGAAAAAAGGGCAAUGAAAUAAAAGAUAUUCUGGAAUGAUUUUAAA
Messenger RNA from Limanda limanda (common dab), 2783 nucleotides. RefSeq names its product long-chain-fatty-acid--CoA ligase 6-like. Bases 1 to 708 code for a protein of 235 amino acids. Gene Ontology annotation, molecular function: arachidonate-CoA ligase activity. The transcript has 8 exons. The record is from RefSeq and is a predicted model, not a curated record. Gene Ontology annotation, cellular component: endoplasmic reticulum; membrane. NCBI's taxonomy places the organism in Eukaryota, Metazoa, Chordata, Actinopteri, Pleuronectiformes, Pleuronectidae. Gene Ontology annotation, biological process: long-chain fatty-acyl-CoA biosynthetic process; very long-chain fatty acid metabolic process; long-chain fatty acid metabolic process.